CGUCUCACGUAGCGACGUCACAACCCGGAAGUAAACCCACUGCAGUGUUGUUGUCGCAGCAGCAGAGCAGCUGAUUUUUGUGAGAAAAUCCUCACCCGACUGUCACAGACUCCACAGCUGCUUCCGCCACUGCUGUUGUCGGUCGUCGUCGUCGUCGUUGUUGCUGUUGUUGUUGUUUACUCUGCAUCGAAAUCAUGAACGUGACGCUCGCGGUGAAGCAGUACGUUUCCAAGAUGAUCGAGAACAGCGGGCCCGGAAUGAAGGUGCUGCUGAUGGACAAAGAGACGACCAGCAUUGUGAGUGUGGUCUACACUCAGUCAGAGAUCCUCCAGAAGGAAGUUUACCUCUUUGAACGCAUCGACUCUCAGAGCAGAGACAACAUGAAGCACCUGAAGGCCAUCUGCUUCCUGAGGCCCACCAAGGAAAAUGUGGAACAUCUGAUCCAGGAGCUUCGGAGACCAAAGUACAGCGUCUACUUCAUCUACUUCAGUAACGUGAUCAGUAAGAGUGAGAUCAAGGCUCUGGCUGAGGCUGAUGAGCAGGAAGUGGUGGCUGAAGUCCAGGAGUUCUAUGGAGACUUCAUUGCUGUCAAUCCUCACCUAUUCUCCCUCAACCUGCAGGGAGUCGCCAGGGGGCGGAGCUGGGAGCCCUCCAUGUUGGCGCGCUGCACUCAGGGACUGACGUCCGUCCUGCUCGCUCUGAAGAAAUGUCCAAUGAUCCGCUACCAGCUGUCCUCAGACAUGUCCAAGCGGCUCGCUGAGAGCGUCAAGCAAAUUAUAACGAAGGAAUACGAGCUGUUUGACUUCAGGAAGACGGAAGUUCCUCCUCUGCUUCUGAUCCUGGACCGAAGUGAUGACGCCAUCACACCACUGCUCAACCAGUGGACCUACCAGGCGAUGGUCCACGAGCUGCUGGGUCUCAACAACAACAGGAUCGACCUCUCCAGGGUUCCGGGGGUCAGCAAAGACCUGAAGGAGGUGGUUCUGUCUGCAGAGAACGACGAGUUCUACGCCAACAACCUGUACCUGAACUUUGGGGAAAUCGGGACCAACAUUAAAAACCUGAUGGAAGAUUUCCAGAAGAAGAAACCCAAAGAGCAACAGAAGCUCGAGUCCAUCACUGACAUGAAGGCCUUUGUAGAUAACUACCCUCAGUUCAAGAAGAUGUCGGGCACCGUGUCCAAGCAUGUGACGGUGGUGGGGGAAUUGUCCCGGCUGGUGUCGGAGCGACAGCUGAUGGAGGUCUCCGAGGUGGAGCAGGAGCUGUCCUGUCAGAACGACCACUCCAACGCCCAGCAGAGCCUCCGCCGCCUGCUGCAGAGCCCCCGCCUCUCUGAGCUGGACGCGGUGCGCCUGGUGAUGCUCUACGCGCUGCGCUACGAGCGCCACAGCAGCAGCGUCCUGCCCGGCCUGAUGGAGGAGCUGAGCCGGAGGGGCGUGUCAGAGCGCCACCGCCGGAUGGUGAAGUCCAUGGUGGAGUACGGUGGGAAGAGAGUCAGAGGAAGUGACCUCAUCGCCCCGACAGACGCCGUCGCCAAAACCAAGCAGUUCUUCAAAGGCCUCAAGGGCGUAGAGAACGUCUACACUCAGCAUCAGCCUCUGAUUCACGACACGCUGGAUCAGCUGAUCAAAGGUCGACUGAAGGACGGUCAGUUCCCGUACCUGGGGGCCAGUAGCCUGAGAGACAGGCCUCAGGACAUCGUGGUGUUCCUGAUCGGUGGAGCCACAUAUGAAGAAGCGCUGACUGUUUACAACCUGAACCGCAGCACACCUGGAGUCCGCAUCGUCCUGGGAGGGAGCAGCAUCCACAACACCAGGAGCUUCCUGGAGGAAGUGAUGACCACGACGGGUCACAGCAGUGACAGAACGCAAGGAAGCGGUCGCCACAGCAACCGGCGCUGAGCUGAGAGCCCUGUUGAGAUGACAUCGCUCCCUCUUGUGUGUUUGGGUUUCAGAUCUUCAAUGUGAAUAUUUUAUGUUAAAAUAAAAGACGGCGUGUUUGUGCUUA
Messenger RNA from Pungitius pungitius (ninespine stickleback), 2007 nucleotides. RefSeq names its product vacuolar protein sorting 45 homolog (gene vps45). The record is from RefSeq and is a predicted model, not a curated record. Gene Ontology annotation, biological process: vesicle-mediated transport; intracellular protein transport. Bases 195 to 1901 code for a protein of 568 amino acids. Gene Ontology annotation, cellular component: Golgi membrane. The transcript has 15 exons. Lineage: Eukaryota; Metazoa; Chordata; Actinopteri; Perciformes; Gasterosteidae.